AUGGUGAUAAAUAAAGCAAAUAUUGCUGGCAUCAAACAUGAAGCCAGAUUUGAAAGGGCUGUUAUGAAUUACACUUUAGCUGGAUAUCAAAUAGCUGGGGCAUGUGCUACAUUUGCAGUUGCUUCGCGUGGUCUUUGGACUUCUUUCAGAGGAGCUGAUGUCAGAGUGUACAUGCGAAGAGGUCAAUUUCAAGACAAACCAGAUUUGAUAGGCAACAAACGCAGGAUGGGAAAUGAUGUUGACAAUUUCCUUCACAAUCUAACGGGUGAUUAUCAGGACGAAUAUGUGAAUCGGGACGAACCCCUUUCACAAAAGUGGUCAAAAGUGCAAGAUAACCGAAAUUACGCUGAGAAACUCACAAAAUAUUCAGAGAAUAAAAGAAAAGAAUCAACUAUUAAACAAGAGAAGCCAAACCACUACAAGUUCACAGCGGCGCCCACGCGUCACAUUGCGAUGAUACCAAAUCCCAUAUUUUCAACAACUGUUUGGCAGAGCGGUUCCUCGCAAAUAAUAAUGAGACAUUUCGAACCGAUUACCGAGAUUAGGGUGGAUAAUAUUUACGACGAUAAUCUCAAGAAAGAUUCCGUGGACAAUGUGGACGAAAUCGUUAGACCCACUCAGUCCAUUUCACCUGACAUUAGAAUAAUAGUUGAAGACAGUCCGAAAAGUAACGAAAUCAAAAUGAGAGAUUGGAAACCAUCACCGCGGCCAGUUAUACCUGAUUAUUUAACUGAAGUUGAUGAAGAUGCGAUAGUCUACAAGGCUGUAUAA
This is a messenger RNA of Leptosia nina, 771 nucleotides long. The record is from the annotation of a GenBank genome assembly. NCBI's taxonomy places the organism in Eukaryota, Metazoa, Arthropoda, Insecta, Lepidoptera, Pieridae.